This is a messenger RNA of Symbiodinium necroappetens, 1950 nucleotides long. Lineage: Eukaryota; Dinophyceae; Suessiales; Symbiodiniaceae. The record is from the annotation of a GenBank genome assembly.
AUGUGGAGCAGAAUCGGAGCCUGGCUCGGGUUCUGCGUGUCUGCAUGUCAGGCGGCAGACAGCUUCGGCGAGCAGUUGAAGGGCGAGGAUGUAAGUCUGCAUCAUGACACAGCCUGCAAGUCUCUACAAGGAGUAGAUGCAGGCACUAUGCUGAUGCGUGCUCGCGCCUACUACCGCACGGGUUUGUUUGAGCUGGCGGAAGCAGACCGUAUCGCCUAUGUCUUGGCGGACUUGGAUAGUAUCUCUAAAGUGUGUCCGGCCGUGGCGCUGCAGGCGCUGCUCCUGAAACUCGAAGACAAUAUCGUCGUCCAACCUGGUGCUUUCGAGGCUCUGAUGUCGCGCUAUACCACGAUUCUGCACCAGGCCAUUCGGGACCAGACAAUCGCCCCUCAGGACAUGAACACUUGGCCCCUCGACUAUGGCGCAGAGCGGGUCCUGAACAUAAGCCGAGCCCUUGCCAUUCCACGACGCUUGACGGCUGCCGUCGUCAUGAACUACUGCCAGGUGGUGGACCGCUGGGGCACCAGCCAGCUUCUGACUUGGUUGGUCGAGCCUCCUUUCGGUGAGCCGAUCGAGGGCGUCGCAGAGUCUGGUUUGCUGAAAAAUGCCGAGCUCUUCAUCUACCAGGUAGACUGGCCCUGGUGUCAGCCUCUUGCGGAAGAGGUCCUGGAUCGAUUGCGUGUGUCCGUGAAGGAACUCCAUGUGGUGACAUACCGUGGUGGACCACGGCGGGAGGAGCAGACGGCCUACUUCAAGUUCAUAUUGGACCACUGGGACGACCUGCCUGAUUUCACCAUCUUCGUUCAUCCCGACGCUGAUGAGCACCAGGGUCAGAGGUUUUUAGCCCUGACACGUGCACUGAAGCUGAUCAACACGCAGUCGCAGUUCGCGAGUGACGCUCUCGGGUAUUAUCCCCUUGCGCAGCAGAUGGUCGUUGACCCCAGGAGGACAUGGGGCCAUCGGGGCACAGACACCUUUGCAUCGACGUGGCGAAGGUUUUGGCGUCGGGUCUUCGGAUAUGCUUGGGAGGAUUUGGGGUUCGAGGAGCCGCGGUGCAUGUGGGAGAAGCACGUGGGGAAGUUUUUGCCCAAACAUGCCGACGGCAUCUCUCGAAGGCACUCCGUUCCGGAUGCCAAGCUGGUUUGCCUUCGCCUUGGGAACGCCUGCCGUGGAGUCACCUGCGGCACGUCCGUGGAUGCUUCCGAAUUGGAGGGUCCUGGUCAGGAGAAGUUUGGGCAGGCAUCCUGCACUGUUCGGGAAGGUUCGGAGGGGCUCUCGGCCUCCCCAGAAGCGGGUGAGUUCAGCUACGUGAAGACAUGCAGAGGCAAGCCUUCUGAUGCCGGGCAGGAGGAAGCCGUGGCUAAGUCGACGUACCAGGCAGCGCAAGGCAGCUUCCUCUUGGGUUUCGCUGCAGAGGACUCGGUGACAAGAGGCGAAGCAGAAGCUCGGAGGCGAUGUGAUGAGCUGGGUGAUCUCUGUACCGGCUUCACGUGUGAGAAGAGCAUCCAGGUGACCCCAGAGAUGACGAAGAAGGACUACCAAGAAGCUCAGAAUGCCCAGUCGUGCACAGUCAGAGCCGGCUCUUCGAGCUCCGAGCUUUUCGAGAGUCCUACGGAGGAGCUCACCUUCGUCAAAGUCAGUCCCAGUCCCAAGCUACAGGAGGCCGUCCUUCGCAAGACCACCAAACCAGAUGCGAAUCUUCUCUUCCAGUUCUACACGGGCUCCCAGUCCGUGGUUCGGAAGGACCGCCUGAGAUGGUGGCCGCGCGAGGAGAUCGAGGCCUUCGCUGCGGACGGCGUGUGGUGUUCGGACACGACCGGCUUGGUCGAGGCAGUCUGGCACCGGCUCUUCGGGGAGCCUCUCUCCCAACACUCUCGGCAAGAGGAUCCAGCAUUGCCUCUUUUUUUGAAGUGGGGCAUUCCUACUUUCUUCUCCUACGGUGACGAGGGA